UGAUUCUCAGUCAUGUUUGAUUGUUGAGUUAGUUAGUCUCCGCUAUGCCCUUCGGUGGUAUAGUGGACAGUUUACGAAGAACAAGCCGCACAUGUGGAAGCGGCAUCGAAUAGAAGCAGUCGUGACGUGUUGUCCAGAAUUUCAAGUUUACGGCAAUCAGUUGUCGUGUUUCAUGUCUUAUUGUUGUUCAGUGAUCGUUGUGCGACCUGUGAUAUCUGAGGAUGCAGAAUCAAGAGUCGCAAUUGUCGCAUGUACCACCACCAAAAAUGCCAGCUUCAUCAAGUCGCAUUCUAUACGAUAUCCCUUGCAAGGUUUGUAGAGAUCACUCAUCGGGGAAGCAUUACGGUAUUUUUGCAUGCGACGGAUGCGCUGGUUUCUUCAAACGGUCGAUCAGGAGAAAUCGGCAAUACGUGUGUAAGGCGAAAUCCGAGGGGGGUUGCAUGGUAGAUAAAACUCAUCGUAAUCAAUGUCGUGCUUGCAGAUUAGCGAAAUGUAUUCAAGCCGGUAUGAACAAGGAUGCUGUGCAACAUGAACGGGGCCCGCGGAAUUCGACAAUUCGCAGGCAAAUGGCUUUAUACUACAAGGAACCCGAAAUAAUAGCUAACAUGGCGCCGCCGACGGUAACAGCUUUGGAUUUAGCUUUACCAAAACCGUCGGCCGAGUCUCGUGUUUCUGUAGCCGCACCGCCGACCCAUCCUCCCUUACCGCAUCCUAUUUACUGUAAUGCUUUGGCGAUGUCGAAAUUUCCGAUAAACAUGGCGAAUUUCUCGACGAUAUCGCUGAUGCCUCCGAUCACCUCGGAGUCGAUCUGCGAGCAAGCAGCACGGAUACUCUUCUUCAACGUACACUGGACGCGGGAUUUGGUGACGGGCACGAAUCUCACUCUGGAAGACCAGCUGACGCUCUUAGAGUCCUCUUGGCGCGAACUUUUCUUGCUGGCCGCCGCGCAGUUAAUGCCGACCCUUGACCCCACGCCGUUACUACCGCCGACUCCUCACGGCAUCGAGCUGGCGGUCGAAGUGAAUCGGUUUCGCGAGACCUUGGCCGGCUUUCACGGGAUGAACCUGGACUUUCAGGAAUUCAGCUACAUCAGAGCGAUAGUGCACUUCAAAGCGGGCUUGGACUGCGAGCCGGUGUCUGGCAGCCGCAACAGUAGCGGCACCAGCUCGCCGAGCGUCGCGAAUCGACUCAGAAAUCCAACUGCGGUAGCACGAUUGAGGGACAGUGCCCAGUUGGCAUUGGGACAACGGCUGAGUGGCGCUUCUUACGGCGCCCUCAGAUUCGGUAAGAAUAAAGACAGAAGGAGAGAGGAAAGGAAGGAAAGGGGGAAAAGAGAGAGAGGGAGAUUCAAGGCCUGACAUGUAAUGCCAUCAAGAAUUAGAAAAAUAGUAAGUUAUAGUAACGAAGAACAAUAUCAAAGGCAAUAUAAAAUUAGAAAGAUUUUCCGAUUUGCAUACCCCAUUCUUUCUAGAAUAAUGUCUCACAAGAAGAAAGAUGUUGUCAUUAUUCGAUAAAUUUACUAUGUAGUUAUUAUUUAUUACUUGUUGAUAAAUUAUUUUACUUAUUAUAAUAUUGUGAAUACGAUUAUGAUAGUAAUAAUUAUAAUAAUUACGUUGAUUAUAUUGACUGUCUCCUAGUAACGGUAAAUAUCGACUAGCACAGGAGGUGGAAUAAUAUUGCGAGCAGCAAGCGGCACCAGUGUCAUAGGCAUGAUGCUGGUUCACAGAUAUAUUCGUCGUUGCUAGGAGAUAAGGAAACAAGCCAAAUAUGCCUCUUUGGAUGACCAAGCAGAACUUGUCCCCCGCAUCGCGCGUGCACCAAUUGUUUUUAAUUUAUAACUGAAUAAUUGAGACUUCAUUUACAAAAUGAUGUAAAACUUUUUUGUUCAGUUUGAUGCACCCCAUCUGCAUAGAGCCGAUGUUGUAUUUAAAUUUAAACGCCCUAUAUGUUAUUAAAACAAAAAGGUAUAUUAUAUUUUUACUACAUUUUCUCAUAAAACCUCUUUUCCUCAAUAUCUCCUCUUUUGUUAAUUUCAAAAGUGAUGAGAUGUGCAAAUACUUUUUUUAUCUACUGUAUAUAUAAGCAUGUACAUAUAAAUGUAAAAAGGAAUACGUAGUUUCGUUAUAUAAUUGUCUUAUUCGAAUGGACUAAUAAUACAUUCAACUAGCUGAUAGAUAAAGUAAUACCUGGUGCACAAUAAAGCACGUGUGUUAGGGUAAAUCAGAAAUAUAAAAUAUGAGCAUAAAAAUAAAGUAAAAAAAAAUUGUCGUGUGUAUACAUUUGGCACAUAUUAUCGGACAUGAAAGUCCCAUACUUUGUGUUUUCGAUACAAUCCUAACAUGCGCGUGUAUAUGCAUAUAAAAAUAAAGCUUUAAAAAAUAAAGCUUUAAAAAAUAUAUAAAUAUAACAAUAUGCAUGUUAAACGUCUCUUUUAUUCAUUCAAUAAUAACCUGACAUAUAUAUAAGUUCUUUAAGGAA
This is a messenger RNA of Odontomachus brunneus, 2478 nucleotides long. It is a transcript of the gene tll, whose product is annotated as nuclear receptor subfamily 2 group E member 1. The record is from RefSeq and is a predicted model, not a curated record. Gene Ontology annotation, biological process: anatomical structure development; positive regulation of transcription by RNA polymerase II; cell differentiation. NCBI's taxonomy places the organism in Eukaryota, Metazoa, Arthropoda, Insecta, Hymenoptera, Formicidae. The transcript is spliced from 5 exons. Gene Ontology annotation, molecular function: nuclear receptor activity; RNA polymerase II cis-regulatory region sequence-specific DNA binding; zinc ion binding. Bases 222 to 1358 code for a protein of 378 amino acids.